AUGUCUUGGUCAUUAAAAACAUUAAAAAAUGUUAACUUCCUGUUGCAACCAUGCAUAAAGUCUAUUACCGCCCAGACUUCAAAAAGAUAUUUAAAUAGUUUGGCUAACCCUAUUACAAGGUUUUAUGCCACGGAAGUACAAAAAUUUAAACGAGGAAAACCCCACGUUAAUAUCGGUACGAUUGGACAUGUGGAUCAUGGAAAAACAACCUUAACUGCUGCUAUUACUAAAUGUUUGGAAGUCAAGGGACAAGCAAAAUUUAAAGCUUAUAGUGAAAUUGAUAGAGCACCUGAAGAGAGAGCGAGAGGUAUCACGAUUGCUACUGCUCACGUUGAAUAUGAAACCACAAAUAGACAUUAUGCACACGUUGAUUCCAUUAUUGUUGUUUCGGCAACCGAUGGACAAAUGCCUCAAACGCGUGAACAUCUACUUUUAGCUCGACAAGUUGGAGUAAAAAAUUUGGUGGUUUUUGUUAAUAAAAUUGAUGCAAUUGAUGAUCAAGAAAUGUUAGAAUUAGUUGAAAUGGAGAUGCGUGAUUUAUUAUCACAUUAUGGAUUUGACGGAGAAAAUACUCCUAUAAUUAUGGGUUCAGCAUUGGCCGCUUUAGAAGGUCGUGAUCCAGAUAUGGGAGAAAAAGCUGUAGAAAAAUUAAUGGAUGCAGUUGAUAGUUAUAUUCCAACACCUAAAAGAGAUUUAGAUAAACCUUUUUUGAUGUCUGUUGAAGAUGUAUUUUCAAUUUCUGGUCGUGGAACUGUUGCUACAGGUAGAGUGGAAAGAGGUACUAUUACUAAAGGAGCAGAAAUAGAAAUUGUUGGUAUGGGACCUCCCAUUAGAACGACAUUAACGGGAAUAGAAAUGUUUCAUAAAGAACUUGAUAAAGGAAUGGCUGGUGAUAAUAUGGGAGCAUUAUUACGUGGAAUUAAACGUGAACAAAUUCGAAGAGGGCAAGUACUUGCAGCACCUGGCACAGUUAAAUCUCACAAAAAAUUUUCCGCUCAAAUUUAUGUUUUAUCUAAAGAAGAAGGAGGAAGGCAUACACCAUUUAUGCAAAAUUAUCGACCCCAAAUGUAUUUUCGAACUUCGGAUGUAACAGUUACUUUAACCCAUCCCGCAAAUACUGAAAAUCCUGAUGAAAAGUUUGUUAUGCCAGGUGAUAAUACUACAAUGGAAUGUGAACUUAUUAAAGAUAUGGCAGUUGAACCUGGAAUGAGAUUUACUAUACGAGAAGGAGGAAAAACGGUGGGAACUG
Messenger RNA from Diversispora eburnea, 1249 nucleotides. NCBI's taxonomy places the organism in Eukaryota, Fungi, Glomeromycota, Glomeromycetes, Diversisporales, Diversisporaceae. The record is from the annotation of a GenBank genome assembly.